Messenger RNA from Ictalurus furcatus (blue catfish), 8282 nucleotides. RefSeq names its product apoptosis-associated tyrosine kinase b (gene lmtkb). The record is from RefSeq and is a predicted model, not a curated record. Gene Ontology annotation, biological process: brain development; peptidyl-tyrosine autophosphorylation. NCBI's taxonomy places the organism in Eukaryota, Metazoa, Chordata, Actinopteri, Siluriformes, Ictaluridae. Bases 950 to 6034 code for a protein of 1694 amino acids. Gene Ontology annotation, molecular function: ATP binding; protein tyrosine kinase activity. The transcript is spliced from 14 exons.
GUAUAUGUUUAGGGCUCUGUGUUAUGUGAGACUAUAUGGUUAUGUGAAUCCAGAAUGGAGGGAAGCAAAAUUCCUGUAUUAUACCACUACCUCUUAUGUUAACAAUACCAAAGCCUUAAUGCGGUCGCACAGAUUCAUUAUGUUAAUAUGAACCUUUAAUCACAUCCUCUAAUACAGUAGGUCCUGUCUGUUUAGCAUUCGUGUGCAUCAUUGUGUUGAGCCUCUACUGAGCUGAUGUGAAAGAAAACAUCCUGCCCUGCAUGUAUGCUCUCUGACUUACAGUACGUGUGUGAAAUGUUAGCGUCAUUUAUGAGGUUGAAAGCUUCUUCCAGCAAGGUUUGUGGCGCAUCGACCCCUCCCCCAUCCGCUUCAUUCCAGCGCAAAGCAGCGGCAGAGCAGAAUAGAGCUCCGUUUCAGCACUGGACAGCUCCAUUUUACAGCUUAAUUAGCUCCAUCAGCGCCAGCCAAAAGCCACGAACAAAAGCGUAAAUAGAUCAUUUUAACCACAUCGUGUAAACAGAUACACACACUGACCUGGAUGUGGUCUGUGUUGCGUUUUGCUCCAUGCGCUCUGCAGCUUUUUCGGAUAAAGCCUGCUGUCAUUUACUGACAUUUGGCACAGCCUCGGUGGAUUGUUCCCCUGCGUGUGUUGUUGGAAGGAAAUGGUUCAUCGUUUGAUGCAGCGCAAAUAUUCACAUUCAGGCUCAUGUGGAUCAUCGGGAGGAAAAAAUCAACGGCCUGCCGUGAUGAGCAUUCACACCACGCACUGAUGAGUCGCUCCGAGCUGGAGGAGCACAUCUGUUCGUUUGUAGCCUUCUAACAUGUGCAGAGGUCCAGAGAGCCUUUUUGCUCUAAAGGAAACAGCACUAAUACCCGCAAGACGACUCUAAUUUAUCUGGGACACAUCCGUUUUAAUGCAAAAGCCAGCAGCAUCUUCGGGAUCGAGAGGAUGCCCGCUGCUCUUGCGCUCCUGAUCAUGUCCGCGUCGUAUUUCAGCCCCGGUUUUGCUCUAAGCUCGCAUUUUGAUUCAGAUGGUGUUCCUCUGAGUGAGCUCUCCUGGUCGUCCUCUCUGGCUGUGGUGGCUGUGUCUUUUUCUGGCCUCUUCACCUUCAUCUUCCUCAUGCUGGCCUGCCUGUGCUGCAAGAAAGGAGAGAUUGGAUUUAAGGAGUUUGAGAAUGCAGAGGGAGAUGAAUACCAGGCCGACAUGUCCACGCUGGCAUCGCCAGCCUCUGCCGGCAGCCCUGACGUCUACAUACUGCCUCUGAGUGAAGUCUCACUGCCUGUCGCCAAACAACCCAGCCGCUCAGUCCAACUCCUGAAGUCAACAGAUGCAUCUCGCCACAGUUUACUCUACAUUAAAGAGAUUGGGCAUGGAUGGUUUGGCAAGGUGUUGUUGGGGGAGGUAACCUCUGGUCUCAGCAGCACUCAGGUGGUGGUGAAAGAGCUCAAGACAAGUACCAGUAUUCAGGACCAGAUGCAUUUCUUGGAGGAAGCAAAGCCUUACAGAUCUUUGCAGCAUCCUGCUCUAGUGCAGUGUUUGGCUCAGUGCACAGAUGUCACGCCCUAUCUGCUGAUCAUGGAGUUCUGUCCUUUGGGUGAUGUGAAAGGUUAUCUGCGUAGCUGCAGAGCAGCAGAGUCCGUGACUCCUGAUCCUUUACUCCUUCAACGAAUGGCUUGUCAGAUUGCUUCUGGCCUUCUGCAUCUCCACAAACAUGACUACAGCCACAGUGAUCUGGCUUUGAGAAACUGCCUUCUGACAUCAGAUAUUACUGUCAAGAUUGGAGAUUAUGGUCUUUCACACAGCAAGUAUAAGGAUGAUUACUUUGUGACAUCGGAUCAGUCCUGGGUACCAUUACGUUGGAUUGCCCCUGAAUUGGUGGAUGACGUUCAUGGCAACCUACUGAUGGCAGACCAAACAAAACAAAGCAACAUUUGGUCUCUUGGGGUAACUAUCUGGGAGUUGUUUGAAUUGGGGAAUCAGCCUUAUCGACACUACUCUGACAGGCAGGUCCUCAGUUUUGCUGUGAAGGACCAACAACUUAAACUGCCAAAGCCGCUGCUUCAGUUUCCUCUUUCUGAUCGCUGGUAUGAAGUGAUGCAGUUCUGUUGGCUUCAGUCAGACCAGAGGCCUAAUGCUGAGGAAGUUCACCUACUGCUCAGUUACCUGUGUGCCAAAGGUGCCAGUGAGGCAGAAGAAGAUUUUGAGAGGCGCUGGAACUCAAUGAGACCUAACAUGACUCAUAUCAGUGUGCAUGGGGCUGGUCCCCUGACCCUGGAGAUGCCACAAUCCUUGACAGUCUCAUCCUCAUUCCCCUUACUGGAGCAAUUUUCAGCUGGUGAUGGCUACCAGUCAGAGUCAGGAGAUGACAUUCUCACAGUUACUGAGACCAGUCAUGGUCUGAACUUUGAGUACAAAUGGGAACAUGCAAGAGCUAAACAGCCCUAUCCCUCCUCAUCCACCACCGGAACAUUAGGUCAAGGGAAUCCCCAUUGCCAUGAGGUCUAUUACCCUCCAGGAGGUAUGGUAGGUGGAUGUGGGAUUGAUGGACUCACCUUAGGUGUCUCUCCCCAAUACUAUGACCCUAAGCAGUUACACACUCCAGGUGUUGUUCCAGUUCUCAGUGCACAUAGUCCAUCAGUGAAUAGUGAGUACUACAUUCAUAUUGAAGAGCCAGUAGAAUGCAAUAUUGACAUGGAAUACACAAUGUGUACAUACAGCCCUGAAUUUGGGGGAAGAAGUGGCUUUCUCACUGGUGGUGGAGACUCAGGGGACUGUAUGAACUGUCCUUCUAAAGGCAAGCCAAUUGAAACAUACUGGUCAGCUGACAUCCAUAAAAGCAGUGCCUAUGAUUCAGACAGCAGUCCAACCAUGUCCCUAACUAUGGAGCCACUUCUAGGUCAGGUAUCUGAUUCCAGCCCACCAAGGCCUUGGGAGUCUGGUCAUUAUGUAUCAUACAAAGACAGGGAUGGAGGCUACUACUAUGAAAACUCACCACAGCUGGGUAUGGAUCACUACCUGAUUGGAGGCCCGUCAGAACCCAUGAGGGAAAGCUGGGGGUCUCGAAGCCUAAGACGGGCACUGGGUGAGCUAGAAGAACCUUUGGGGAUCUCACCCUCGCUUGGCAGCCCCCCACAGGGCUAUGGUGACCCUUACCUAGAGAGCAGCCAUGGGUCAGUAAUUGGGAAGAAUGUAACUGGAGGAUACUAUGACAUGAUGGGUUCUUUGAGAAAGACCAUGCCAGGGAACCACUCAGUGUGUAUUGACAUGGAAUCAGGGGGAGCUGUGUUUGUGGGGCAAGAUGACAGUGACUCAGAAGAGGAGGAUCUCUUCAUUGAAAGGCAGGCAAUGGGCUGGUCCACCAACCACUCAACAAAAAGCAAUUUGAGCUUGGCUCAGAGACAGUCAUCAAAGCAAGAUGCAUAUGUAGACUUUCAUUACACUAUGCCAAUGACUGAUGUUGAGGAUGCGUGGCCAGAGAACCAUAGUCUCCCAUACCGCUCUACCAAAACUCAUAACUACCUGGAAAGCAGAGCCAAAAGCAACACCUGCCCUGUGCAUGGCAGACAAGCAUCAGUAUCCUCAGCAGACUGCAGCUCCUAUAUUCAUCUAUGUCAUGAACCCAGAGAAGCAGAGGUGUACCCUGUACCUUGUUGUCAGGCUUUGAGCAAUUCCCAUUUUGUAGAUCCUCUUACAGGGUCAUUAGUAAGAAAUUGUUUCAUGAAUGACAAUAUUUCAGACAAAAACACAGCCAUACCCAGCAGGAACCCACAGGUAGGCCAAGCUGCCUUGCCUAUUGGACAUUUAAUUUCCAAAUCAGAGGCAACAAAAAACCAUUUAAAACAGAUGGAACACCUAGAAUAUGUUGACACUGAGGUCAGAGAGGGAAUCUAUACACAAGACAGUACUGGACAACAAGAUACUAGUCAAAUUAGCAUGAAAACAGAGGUUUUAACUAUAAAUCAACAAGUGGAGAAACCCCUUUCUGAGAUCUCUUCCAAAGAGCCUGAAUCAGACAGAAGCAGGAUGGUGGACAGUGGCGUGGAACAUGGAGAUUCCAGCACCAGCCUGGUGGAAAUUGACAAUUGUAGUGAUGAUGACAUCACAGAUGUCACCUCUGGGAUUUUUGGUGACUUCCCAGGAGAUUAUGCUGAGACAGCUGACUACACCUCCCCUUCAUUCAAGUCAUUGCAGAAGCAAGUAGGCACACCUGACUCCAUGGAUUCCAUAGACCUACCAUCUACUGCAGGCUCCAGUGAGACUCUGAGCCCAACCUCUCUCCAUCCUUCAAAUUCACCUAAAGCUGUGGAUAGUGGCUAUGACACAGAGAACAAUGAGUCUCCUGAAUUUGUCCUCAAAGAACCCCAUGAACCACAAGACACCAAAACCUUUAUCCAGCCAUUGGGGAUGUCAGCCGCUGACUCAAGUCCAGUCAUGGAAGCAAAACAAGGAGAUGGGGCUGACACACCACAAAAGGAUAUGGAGGAUGUGGAGGAAGUAGUCACAAUAAAAACAUCUCAGAGCACUGAAAGGCUGACUGUAUUAAGUGAGGAAACCCCAUACAGAGAUUCUGCUUACUUUUCUGAUACUGAUGCAGGGAAAGAGAAAGAUAGUGAUGAAGACAGAGAGAAAGGUAUUGAUGAUCUUGAGAGGAAGGAGGAGGAAGCAAUGCAAGCAAUAGACCAAAAAACACUACCAACACCAGCUGUAGAACAAGACAAAGAAAAGUCAAAUGUUCUGGAGACAGAAGAAAACAGGGAAAAUUUCUACAAUGAUAUUCAGGAAGAGACUGAAAAAGCUCUACCCUCAGAGGAAGAUGAAAAGGCUUUCCCUAGUUCCCCUGAACCUAUUAUUUCUUCUAUUUCUCCUGAGAUAUGUGAAUGCCCUUUAAGCGACACUGUCCAGGAUGAAGGCUUUGACUUGAAAUCAGAUGACCCUCAAGAAGUGCCAUCUGAGAAUCAGUUAUCUGAUUUAUUUGCCUUGCCAUUUUCUGAUACCAAGCAAGAAACUGAGGAGCCAGACACCCCCCUUGCUUUUGAACCAUCAGUGGCUAAAAGUUUAGUUGAGGAUAAUGAUGUUGAGACCGGUCUUGAUAGGUUUAUCAGUGCAAAUGAAGUUAACCAGGAAAAGAAAGUUACUGAAGAAGCAGCAUCCAGCACAGGUUCAGAGACACUAUCAGCUCAGGACAACAAUGAUAAAGUGGAGAUACUUAUAUCUGACUCAGCCAAGAGUGUUUCUACAGAUAAUAUUGUGGACAAGCCUGAAACUCUAGACAGUAAUGCAAAAUUUCGAGUUCAGUUUCACAAGACCUCCACUCGUCCUACUUCUCCUCCUCCCCUCCCAUCACUUGAGGGACGAGUGUCCCAAGUGGAGAGAGGAGAAGCUGAUGAUGAGGACAGGGAUUCAGACGACAGUGAUGAAUCAGACGAGGAUCUGCGCACCUACAGUAUCCAGGAGCAGAGUGAGGAGAGUGAGGAUGAAAUCUUUCCAGUGCCCAUCAUUGUGAGUGACUGUAGCGAUGCACACAAACUCCGAAGCAUCCUCAAGAUGCCCAGCCUGUGUAGCGAUAACCUUAGUGAUGAGUUAGAGUCCAAGAAGAAGGUGGUGUCCUUCUUUGAUGAUGUUACUGUCUACUUGUUUGACCAAGAAAGUCCAACCGGAGAAUUAUCAGAACAUGCUUUCCCCCUGGGAGGUGAGACAAGCACACAGGGUGCAAGGUGCACAGUGUCAAACCAACAGGAAAAGGCCAAUUCUACUGAUGACUCUUCAGAUGGAAACAUUUCAGAAGAAAGUACAGGCUAUGAGUGGGAUGAUGAUUUCUCUUUGCUGCCACUACCCACCUCAUCAGAGGAAUCACCCCCAGACAGCAAGGCUAAACCAAGCUUUCCACCCAGUGCCACAGAUAACAAGCCUGUAGUGCAAUUCUCACGUUUCACAGUAUCUCCAUCCCCAAUUUCACGUUUCUCCAUCACCCAUGUUUCUGACUCAGAUAUGGAUUCUGCAGGAGGAAGCAGUGAGGAUGGGGAUAGAGAAUGAGCACUACACACCACUGCCUAUGGUGGAGUGCUCUGCAUGGAUCUCUUUUCUUCACAUAUUGAAAAUGAUACUAUUUCAGAAAACAUCUGGGAUCCCAUCAAGGACAGAGCCUAUUAUUGUUUGCAACUAGUUACACAAUGGUCCUUAAUGAACCAAUCACAAAUGAACGCAUCUGUGUCCAUAUGCUUCUUAAGAAGAAUAUUAUAAAUCGUGAAAAUCCCAAGUAAUACCAUAUUUGUUAAAAUCCUACCUAUUUUAAAAACUAGUGACAAUUUUGAAAGAACUACAGUAUAUGUAAAGUGAAAACAUGGGAUCUUUAUAAACGUCAUCACAUAUUUUCAUGAAUCAUGGGUAUGAUCUUGAAAUUAAUGAUACAAUCAACAUUUUUUUUUUUUCCAGAAAAAAAUUGUAAAGCAAAUCAAGAGACUUUUUUUUCCAAGGACUUCGUCUUUGACUGUGAAGUAAUGAUGAACUAAUGAACAAUGUUGCUAACAAUGAUUUAUGUUGCUAAAGAUAGAGAAAUUAAGAGAACAUACUGUUUGUCAAUGGCUGAUUUUGUUAGGGUUUUUUUUUUCUUUUUUUUUGAGAACACAAACACCUUCUUUUUACAUUCUAUUUAUUUAAUUGGGCAUCAGAGCAACAGCCUUGUGCCUAUGUCAUAUAACAAAAAGUGGCAGACUUUUACAAGCUGCUUAAAACUGUUUGGGAGAGAGGAUCACAUAGCUGCCUUGAGUCAGCCAUCUACUUGUAAGUAGCAGAUUAUACAGGGUCAUGAAAUAUCAUGAGACUUAGACCAGCUCCUUUGUGUGAUUACAAACAAGAUCUCUAAUUAAAUUCAUAUCUUUUUUCAUUGUCUUAGAUUUUUGGAGAGGCAAAGUUUGCCUGGUUGAUGAAUAUAGUUCUACGAACUACUUUUUCAGUAUUUACUUUUUAUUUUCAUUUAAAUUACUGUAAGUAUCAUGCAAAAAAGCUGAAUGGUUUUCAAAAUCAUGUUUUACUGUCUAGCCUGGCUUGGUUAAGCUUUAAUAACCUCAAUUCUGUCUUCAAUAGUGCUUUCAGUAACCCAUAACAUAAAAUCUUAUUUAGAAAGUUUUCAUUUUUGCCCUAGAACGAGAACUGUUAAACAAUCCCAAAAUGGGAAAAACAACCCGAUCAUUUUAAAUGCUUGAGAACAUAUCAAAGGAAUUGUUACUGGACACUUUAGUCCUUUAGUCUAUAAAACAUGCAUUUUAUGAUGAGCAUGUAUAACGGAUGCUGUACAUGUCUGCUAUCUUAUGAGGACCAGAGCUGGGAUGUGUUAUGCUUAGGGUGUUUAUAACAAUUUUUUAAUUUAAUACAUGAUGCCUGUCUUGUGAAUUUUGAGAAAUUUUUAAAGAACUAGAAGGAAGAAAGACAUAUACUAAUGGCAUUUAAUGCACAGCCUAUGGACAACGUAUUGUUAUGGUUAUUUAUUAGAAUAGACAGAAACUACUGAACAAAAUGUACUGUACUGUUUUUAAGUUGCAGACUUACUGUCAAAUAUAAGUUUCAUUUUCUUGUGAGCAUUGUUGGAGGGAGAUAUUUUCUCUCUUUGUAAGAAAUUGUUUGAGAAGAUAAAGAGGAAUUUAAUGAACUCUGCAGAUUUCUGUACUCUGGACCCCAAGCUAGCCAACAGAAGUUGGAAAGAAAAGAAAUAUAUUGUCCUAACAAUCCUCUUAUGUUCAAUGUUUGUUUGCCUCUUAUGGCAUCACUGUUCUAAAUAGGUUAGCCUAGAUUGAACUAGACAGCAAUCUGUACUAUUUUUGUAUUCUAUGAAACAGUUUGAAAAUCCUAAACUGUAUUAUAAUGUUGCUGGACUAUAAGAGUUUAUCAUCAUAUAUCUGCUGCCAAAGAGAAGCAUUCUACUGGUACACAUGAGGUUGUUGGCUGAAAUUGCUGGACACCAACAUGACUUGAUAAUCAUGGGGUGAUGGACAAUGUUCUUGAUUGUAACUUGUGACUGUCUUCAUAUGAAAUCCAGCAAAAAGGGUCUCAGUCAUUUGAAAAUGAUUAUGGUGAUUUAUGGUGAAGGAAAUUUUGUUGUGUAGUGUAGUGAGCAAAGAUGUGGUUGAAUGAUGGUAUGGAGUAGGAAUCUAUAAAGAUAUAAAUUGGUUAGAGUUAAAUGUUAUGUGAAGGUUCCCAUAAAUAUCUGUCCCUCUUGGGUGUCACAUGAUCAGUGACUGUACACAAACAAACAAAAAAUGAAUAAAUUAAUUGUUCGACAUCUUUA